Drosophila rhopaloa is the source of this 5347-nucleotide messenger RNA. It is a transcript of the gene Nup214, whose product is annotated as nuclear pore complex protein Nup214. The record is from RefSeq and is a predicted model, not a curated record. Gene Ontology annotation, biological process: protein import into nucleus; RNA export from nucleus. Gene Ontology annotation, molecular function: structural constituent of nuclear pore; protein binding. Lineage: Eukaryota; Metazoa; Arthropoda; Insecta; Diptera; Drosophilidae. Gene Ontology annotation, cellular component: nuclear pore. Bases 95 to 5239 code for a protein of 1714 amino acids. The transcript has 8 exons.
UUAUACGUCUUUAACCUGCAGCCACACCGCUGGCUCGAAUUGCGAACUGACAAACUGCAUGAAUUUGACGAAAUAGUUGGGAAAACUAACAAAAAUGGCUCAAAGUGCACCAGCCUGCAGGGACACGCAGGAUUUUCAAUUUAAACUGCGCGACAAAUUUGUGGCGUUCAAAAAAUGCGGCGAGCCCCGCAGUAACGUGAAAUUGCUGGCCAUCUCAAGCAGCCGGGGAUUGCUCUUCGUCGGGAGUCCAACGCAUCCGGAACUCAAGGUUAUUAUCGUUAAGGAUCUGGCCAAUGCCAAAAGUACAGGACAACAGCCGCAGGCGCGACUUGUCCCACUGCCCAGUGUACCGAACUACAUCGCCUGCAGCUCCGAUGGCAACCUGCUGGCCGUUAAUCACACCCAAAACGGCACCAGCCUGCUCAGCAUCUAUACGGUGCCAUCGUUUAUGACCCCGGAUGUUCGACCUGUCUAUAGUAUACGCCUGGCGGCCGAGGACCAUGUGCACGCUGUUCAGCUGCUCUGGAAUCCCGUCCUGCCCAACAGCCUGGCCGUCGUUCUGAGCAACGGAGCCCUCGGGAUGUACGCCCUGAAGGAGGGAGGAAACUUUGAAAUGCACUCGCUGGACAAGAACCAGCAGGUGAAGUGCGGCUGCUGGUCGCCCAAGGGCAAGCAGAUAGUCCUUGGCUUUCCUGGCGGCAAAGUGCAGCAGUUCAAACCAGACUUGACGCCGGCCAAGACCCUAAUGUGUCCACCCAAUGUGCACGACGCCCCCUUCGACACCAUCGCCAUUCAGUGGCUUUCAACGUUCCAAUUCGCAGUGGUCUUCCUGCAGCACGGCGAGGACUGCAAUCCGUCUCUGUACAUCGUUAAUGCUCCCAAGGCCGGAACACCCAGCUACAUAAACUACUAUGACAUCUGCUACAGCCUGAAUGGACCGAGGAAUCAUCAAUUUCUCUUCAACCAUGUGCCGCAGUGGAACCUGCUGCUCGUUAUCUCGGCCAAUGGUGUGGAGGUGGGCGUCAUGGGCACCUCGGAGGCCGGCGACACGCCUGCCUGGCAGCAGCUAACUUUGCUAGAUGAAGCACGCAUUGAGAUGCCACUGAGUGAGGCCACACAGGAGGAGACCUUCCCACUGGGCUUUGUCUACGAUACGUCUACCACGCAUCAACUAAUCAUCAACGAGCAAAAGAUCCAGACCAUGCCCAUGGUGCACGUUUUGGGUUCAGACGGAGACCUGCUUUCUUUCGAUUUUCUGAAUAUGCUGCCGAACGCAGUAUCUGUGUGCUCGCCACCUCCACCAGUAGCGGAUACUUCAGGACAGUUCAGGCCAUUGAAUACGUUGCUUCCCAGUGAGGAGGAGGAGCAACCGGCUGCGGCUGCCAGUCCGCCUCCCAAGACUCCUGCGGUAAGCGCUCCUUCAGACAUAUCGUUCGCCUUCACACCGAAUACAGUUACUUCAACUCCGGCUCCUGCAAAGGAUAAGCCGCCAUCGCUGUUUUCCGGGUUUGGAGCCGCUGCAGCCAAAGCUCCUGCACCACAGCUGUCCUUCGGAUCUGCUCCGAUUCCUGCCCCGCAAGCGUUUGCAGCUUCAACUGUUUCUGCCACCAAGCCAGCCAUCGGGUUUGGUGGAUUUGGAGCUCCAACAACUACUCCGGCAAUUGGAUCCAUGUUUUCCGCUCCCGGAGCAAAUGCCUUUGGGGGCAUGGCUAUUAACAAGCAGGCCGCUGUUUCUAUGGCGCCACGAAUGGCUCCAGAGUCAACGGCUCAUGUGGCCGCUCCCGUUAAUAAACCUCUGUACACUGUUCCUCCGACAUUUGCACCGGUGGCCACAAAGCCAACUGCGUCAGCGCCUCCUGUCACCAUAGUAGAAACCUUCAGGCCGGAUGACACGGAGCCCAUUAUCAAAGACAUGAUAGCGCUGCAAAUCGAGUCCUUCAGUCAGGACAUUGAAAAGCAGAAGGACCAGACCAAGGAUUUGCUCAAAGGCAUUGCUGCUCCUUCAGCUUUACGCGUGUAUGCCAAGCGAUUGGAUGAUCUUCAAGAGCUUAACGAACAAGCCAAGGAUGUGGAGUUCGAGUUGGAUGUUCAGGGAUUACGACAGGGUCUUAAUGAGGCUUAUGCCAUUGUAGCCGAAUGCCGUGGCAAACUGGAGAUUUACAGAAAACCAGAUAUUACACGGCUGAUGAACUCAAGCUCCUGCGACCCCGCUGGCCGUCGCAUGCUAGCCCGUUUGCAAAGUUAUGUGGCCGCCAACGAAGCACAGCUGCGUCUCGCCCAACAACAUGUCGAUGUGCAGUGGGAGCAGUUCCAGGAUGUGGUACGGCGCAACUCCAAGUCUCGCAUGCACAUGCCCUGCCUGGAGGGUAUCUACCAGCGACUGACGAGGCUGCAGAACCUCACAUCUGACCAGCGAAUCCUACAAAACAACAUCAAAGCAAAGCUAAAGGAGCGCGGAUUGCUCCAGACUGCACUACUCGACCAGGAGAACAGUCGCACUCGCACCAACGAAGCAGUGGACACUUUGGCCGACUCCAUUCUCUCGAUGAGUCUUAGCCACGUAGUGGACUCUAAUGCAGCCAAGCUCACGCAGCAGAGACUGCAAAAGAUUCGUAAGGUGGUCCAGCUGCAGAAGGUCAAUAUUAUAUGUCCCCAGCGACCAGAUCGCGUGGGUCUCAAGUCAGAGGUUAUUUUGGAAACAAAGCGUAGGGCAGAGCAGAUUAAAAAGACGGCUGCAAAGCCCACUACGGCCAACAAGUUCACUCAAGUAGCAGUGGCUCCUCCUCCAACUCCGGCUCCGGCUGCUGGACCUAUGCCUCUUGCUCUCCCAACAGUGGCUUCUCAGCUGCCAAAGCCAAUGCCAUCUAAGCCUCUCAUUGUGGAAAAGUCUGCAGUCCCUAUUCUCCCUACUACGUCCGCAGCUACGCCGUUCUCCUUCAGCCAGAGCAGCCCGUUCGUGAAGACAUCCACUGUGACACCAACGACAAAUACUGUGACCCCUGGUGAAGCUGCAAAACCGGGCCUCUCUAUGUUCGGCGGAAUGGGCAGUGCUAGUUCCAGCUUUAGUUUUGGUGGGAGUGCCAAGACGGCGCUCUCAUUUGGAGGAGGUUCGCCAGCAGUGGAAGCGGCUCCAAUGCCAAAACCAAACCUUUCGGCAGGAGUUGGAAAGGAUCAGCCUGCAACAGAGCCAGCUAAGCCCAAAGAGCAGAAAGGAGGGCUAGAAAUUAAGCCGGUGAUACCGGCAGCAGAGACUACAAAAGUACAACCACAAACACCAAAGGCAGAGGUCGCUAACAAAUCCUUUGGUUUUGGUGGCUUCACGGGAACUGGCGGGGCUGUGGGAAGUGCUUCUAGCUCUCCGUUCAGCUUCGGGGGAUUGGGCUCAUCACUUGGCUUUGGGGGAGCAGCCCCUGCUGUCCCAAAAUCUGAAGCCCCCAAAUCAAACGCCACAACCGCAGCUGCAGCCACAUCCGCUUCAGCUUCUCCAUUUAGCAUGUUCUCGGCAGCUUUAACUAAGACAACCACCAGUGAACCCACAGUGACCAGUAGCACCACCACCACCACCGUCACCAGUAAGCCCACCCCUGCAAGUGGUUCGACUAUUGCGGCUGAAGAUUCUUCAGAGAAAACAGCGAGCGGUGUGACCAGCAGCUCGGAUCCUAUCGGCGGACUUUUCAGCUCUGUAAACAUUUGCAAGCCGAACACACCAACAGAUUCCGCCAAACCAGUCAAUAUUUUUGGAAGUCUUAGCAGCGGUUCAGGCUCUGGCAGCUUUUCGUUUGACGGUGGAGAUGCCUCGAAGGGAUUAUUUGGCGGCACUACCCAAGUAGCAACGACAACAACUCCUGCAACAACUGUUGCGGAUGCCACAAUCAAAACUGAUCCCAUCACAACAACAGCAACGGCAGUUCCAACUGUGGCUACAACUUCUGCAUCAAGUGCAACCACAGUUCCUUCAGCUGCAACACCAGCCGUCCCGCCAUCCACUACCGCACUAGUAACAUCUAGUAAUACUGUUCCCGGCAGCGCUUUCUCCUUCUCGAACGCUUUCAGCAGCCUCAGUGCAGGAGGCCCAGGUGCGGCUCCAAGUACCACUUCUGCUGCUCCUUUACUUGCGAGCAGCUCCACCGCAUCCACCGCCAGUAACGCCUCAUCUUCAGUGUUUGGAGGUGGCUUCGAAGCAUCAACAUCAACAGUGGCUCCGGUGGUUAGCCCCUUCCAAACGGCUCCAAAGAGUUCCGCACCGAGUGGAAACAUUUUUGGCACUAUACCUAAACCGGAAACCAGCGUUUUUGGAGCAGCUUCUGUUGCACCUUCAAAUACACCGGCUGCACCAACAGGAGCUGCACCACCCACGGGUCUCUUUGCAUCAGCCGCCAUAAGCAAUCCGUCGCCAUUCGGCAGUCCUCCAAGUGGAGCUGCUGCCUCUGGCGGUAAUAUUUUCGGACAGGCCGCAAAAUCGAGUGUUUUCGGUCAACCGGCGCCAGCAACAGGACCAGCCGGCGGAGGAUCUAUUUUUGGAGGCGCAACCAACGUACCAUUUGGAUCGAGUUCUAUUUUUGGGGGAAGUAACCCCCAGAGCCCCGUAAGCGCUCCAGCUGCUGGAAGUGCUUCGAUCUUUGGCCAAAGUGUGUUUAGUCAGUCAGCGGCAGGAUCGCCGGCAGCUGGUGGAAACAUAUUCUCCAAUACAGUGGGCACCCCGCAGGCUUUGGCCUUUGGCGGCGGAGGAAGUUCGAUAUUCGGAUCACCUGCACCCGCUGCAGCCUCGCCUGUCUCUGGCGGUUCGAUCUUUGGCGGUGGCAGCAGCUCUGGUGGAUUUGGAUCCUUCUCGCAGACAACACCAGCUCAGGGAGGCUUUGGUGGUGGAUUUGCUCAGGGCGGUGGAGGAUCAGUGGCCCAGACCGGCUUUGGAUCACCGCAAACGCCACAGCAGCAACCUGCGCCGGGUGGAUUUGGAGCCAAACCCGUUUUUGGCGGGUCCCCAGCCUUUGGAGCGAGUCCCACCUUUGGGGGAGGUCCCACCUUCGGCAGUCCCAAGGGAUUUGGUGGCUUUGGCGGGGCUACCCCUGUAGCCUCACCACCAGCGUUUGGUGCUGCACCUAAGCCGGCUGAAGGAAAUAUAUUCGAAACUCUUGGUGGCCAGGAGUCCGGCCUAUCCUUUGGAAAUCUAGCACAGACUGGAAACUCGAAUGCCCAGAAACCAGCCUUCGGAGGAUCGAGUUUUAUGAAUUAUCGUUGAGUUAUUGAUUCCUAUGUUCGUUCAGUGUUGGUUAUAUAUACGAUUACCAUAACAUCAUUAAAUUUAUCAAAAUACUGAGAACUUCCCUGUUCCCAUGUUUCUUUUUAA